This is a messenger RNA of Xiphophorus maculatus (southern platyfish), 2720 nucleotides long. RefSeq names its product actin-binding Rho-activating protein-like (gene abraa). Gene Ontology annotation, cellular component: sarcomere. The record is from RefSeq and is a predicted model, not a curated record. The transcript is spliced from 2 exons. Gene Ontology annotation, molecular function: actin binding. Gene Ontology annotation, biological process: positive regulation of Rho protein signal transduction; positive regulation of transcription by RNA polymerase II. NCBI's taxonomy places the organism in Eukaryota, Metazoa, Chordata, Actinopteri, Cyprinodontiformes, Poeciliidae. Bases 432 to 1511 code for a protein of 359 amino acids.
AGCAAAGCCUGUGCACCCUUCACACCCUUCACACCGGCAGCUCAGCCGCCGACCCGCCGGAUGAUCCGGAAGACUGGAUGUUUCUGUAGAGAUCUAUCGAGGCUUUUAAAGGCUGAGGAGCCGACAAGAUCGUCUGCAAAGUUUUGUUCAAACUUUGACAUCGAAAACCUUUUUUUGAAUUGUUCAUUUUCAGCCUCAUGUUCUUGUUUAACAAGCUUUUUCAGCAGGAGAAAACCUUUUGCAAACUUUGAUUUUAAAAUUUUGAUAGCACUUCCAGCCAAUCGUGUUGUGCUAACAUCUUGUAGGAAAUUGUUUUCUUUAUAUAUAUAUAUAUAGAAUCACUGGAAGAAACAGAAACAGCAAUUACAAGACUUUAUCUAAGCAAAUUACUAUCAAAAAAACAACAAAUAUUUGGAAAUCAUCGUGUCAGAAUGAGUAGAGGAGACUCUGCCACCAUUUCACCACAGGAACCACAGCCAUUCAAACGGGCUGUACGCAAAAUCAGAUGCGCUGCGAUGGUGGCGAACUUGGCCAAGAGUUGGCAAGGAUGGGCCAGCGAACAUGCAGGCAAACAAGAUUCUAUCCCAACUGGCUGGAUGCCUUCAUCUGUAGAGGAGGAAAGCAAAAAAGACCAAAGCCAGGUGGUCAAACUCAGCGUUACUCCAAGAGUAAUCAAAGCAGAUCCCGGCGACAGCAAAGAAAACAAAAUCCGGACCUGCUCCGUGACCAAAACUGUCCGGCUAAAACGCAGCGAGUGUAGCAGCAACAACGUAAUAAACGAAAUCCGUGACAAAAUGGAGUCCGGGCCCGAAGAGAGCAAGCCAUUUCUGGGCAAUGAGUCGCCAACGCGCCGCCGUCAGAUGAGGGCGCUGCAGAGCGCGGAAGCAGCAGGACAUGGUGGAAUCAUCCAGGAUAAGAAGAUGAUGCUCCAGGAGAAGAAAAUGAGCUCCAGGAGCAGCAGCGUGGACACAGAGGACAGCGGACUCGGAGAGGACGGAGGACUCAGCGACAACAGCGACUCCAAAGCCGAACAAAGUGGUGGCCUAGUUAAAGCACGAGCCAACAGACCAAAGAUUAAGAUUGCCUCCAUGGGUGACAUCAAAAGCCGCUGGCAGCAGUGGUCCGAGGAGCACAUGGAGGGCCAGAAGCUCAACCCGUUCAGCGAGGAGUUUGACUACAACUUUGCGAUGUCCCAGCGUCUCCGCAAAGGGGAUUCUGGCUACGGUCGGCCCAAAGACGGCUCCAAAACCGCCGAGAGAGGAGACCGGGCCCACAAACACAUCCACAGAGAGAUGGAGGAAAUGGCCUGGAUCAUCAAGGACAUGGGCUUCAAAGACAAGGAGGGUCGGACUAUCAUCACCUUUGGACGACUCUUCGACCGCUACGUGAAGAUUUCAGACAAAGUGGUUGGGAUUCUUCUGCGCUGCCGCAAACACAAGAUGCUGGACUUUGAGGGGGAAAUGCUGUGGAAAGGACAGGAUGACGAUGUUAUUAUCACACUGAGAGACUAAGGACAGAAAAGCUCAUUAUUCAGCUCUUUCAUGAAACAUAAAUAAUGCAUUAAUAGAGUUCAAACAUAGAAAACAGACGUAGUACAGAGAUAUAAGACUGAACAAAAUAUAGACGAGUUUCUUUAGCUGGAAACACACACACACACACACACACCUCCCUGUGCCUCAUUAGUUCUCAUAUAAAUGCUGAGAUGAAAGGUAGCUAUCUUUAGCAUGCUAACUAUGUGUGCCUUGCUAACCAAGCUACAUGCUAGAGGACUUGGGAAUCCAACAAUAUGCCAGUUAUGCUGUGACUUUACUCUGACUGCAGCUGAAGGAGCAAAACUUCAUGUAAAGAAAACAUAUCAAGUCAGUGUUUUUACUUAUUUAUUUUAUUUCAAACAGGUUUUAAAAACAAGAGAACCAGCAAUCAGUGGGACAGAGAAAAACAUGUGCAUUAUUUGUUUACCGCGACUUUUCUGUUAGGAAAGGAGUAAGAAGUGAACAACCUUUUCUGAUGUUUAAACACAUUUUGUCUGAAACAAAACAAGAAACUCAAUGUGUUAUCAAACAGAAAAUACAGUAUAAGAACUCAUAGUAGAAAUAUAUCAAGAUAAAUCCAAGAGUAUUUUGAAUUUAGAGCUUUUCUAGCGACAGAUUUUAAGCAGAAUGUGCAGAAAAAUUAUGAAAAACACAUUAAAAAUGAGAACUAAGUGAAUGUUUAGUGUAUUUUGAAUAGGAUUAGAUGAACAUUUUAUAUUUUGCGAAUGUAUCUAAGAAAAUCAGAUUAAUGUAGGUUGUAGAGGCUAACUUAAACUAUUGUGUUAAAAUUGUUUUAUAAAUAAAUAUUUUAUCUUUUGUGGUUUACAGCACUAAAUCGACACUGAACGUGCAUGCUGGAUCUAAACGGCAACCAGAUACAGUAAAAGGAAUCUUAAAUAUUUUUGCCACAUGAUUUAAAUUAGUUGUAAAUUGAAAUAUUUUGCUAAAUGUUUAGAUUUAGUACAUCCACUGUGAGAACGGUCUAAAGUUGAGUGAAACUUUAACAGCAGACGUUCUUAAAUUAAAGUAUUUUAAAUGUGUGAACAAUUUUCUUCUUUCAAAGUGAAAGUGUGGAAGUCUUCUUACAGAAGGAGCUUUAAAAAAAAUUAUAUUUAUCAUGAACAUAUGUCACAUGUUGUGUUUGGCUCGAUCAAAGUGUUACAUAAAUAAAUUCUGAAAGAAUUUUGA